AUGAGUUAUGGAGUCUCCAACUUGAUGCUCAUCGUGGGUUUCAAGGAAGGAGUUCAGCUUAGGCUGGGAGGAGAGCCCAGGCAGCAAUGCAAGCAGUGGGAAGCAGCUGCAAACACAGAUGAAGCCUCCUUCACUUGCCCACCACCCACCCCUCACUGCAUGGCUAGGGAGAAGCCCUUAACGGGCCACAGACAUGCACUGAUCUACGCUCAGGGCUUGGAGAUCCCUGAAAUCACAAAAUUGGGCAGAGCCGGUGCCAUGGCAGCCGCCGAGCCGCUGUCGCGCUUUGAGGAGAGGGGAAAGAACAUCGUCUGCGUGGGCAGAAACUACGCAGACCACGUCAAGGAGACGCGCAGCGCCGUGCUGAGGCAGCUAGUGCUCUUCCUGAAGCCGUCCGCUGCCUUAGCCACCGAGGGCGCCCCGAUCCUGCUUCCCGUCCACAUCCGCAACCUGCACCACGAGCUGGAGCUGGCCGUGGUGAUGGGCAAGCUGGGGCGCGCAGUGCCCGAGGCCGAGGCCAUGGACUAUGUGGCAGGCUACCUGUGCCUGAACAUGACCGCCAGAGACGUGCAGGAUGAGUGCAAGAAGAAGGGGCUGACCUGGACUCUGGCCAAGAGCUUCACGGGCUCGUGCCCCAUCAGUGCGUUUGUGCCCAAGGAGAGGGGCCCGGACCCUCACCAGCUGAAGCUUUGGCUGAAGGUCAACGGCAAGCUCAGGCAGGAGGGUGACACUUCCUCCAUGAUUUUCUCCAUCCCGUACAUCAUCAGCUACAUUUCUAAGAUAAUGACCGUGGAAGAAGGGGAUACCAUCUUGACUGGGACGCCCAAGGGAGUUGGGCCGGUUAAAGAAAACGACGAGAUUAAGGCCGGCAUACAUGGGGUGGUCAGUAUGAGAUUCAAGGUGGAGAGGCCAGAACGCUGA
This is a messenger RNA of Tupaia belangeri chinensis (Chinese tree shrew), 921 nucleotides long. RefSeq names its product acylpyruvase FAHD1, mitochondrial-like. NCBI's taxonomy places the organism in Eukaryota, Metazoa, Chordata, Mammalia, Scandentia, Tupaiidae. Gene Ontology annotation, cellular component: mitochondrion. Gene Ontology annotation, molecular function: acetylpyruvate hydrolase activity. The record is from RefSeq and is a predicted model, not a curated record.